Molecule: messenger RNA, 1020 nt
Organism: Clarias gariepinus (North African catfish)
Lineage: Eukaryota; Metazoa; Chordata; Actinopteri; Siluriformes; Clariidae
Product: trace amine-associated receptor 13c-like
Exons: 1
Coding region: 1-1020 (339 amino acids)
Biological process (GO): G protein-coupled receptor signaling pathway
Cellular component (GO): membrane
Molecular function (GO): trace-amine receptor activity
Source: RefSeq, a predicted model, not a curated record
AUGGUGGAAUCUCAGAAUCUACUGGAAGUAAAAGAUUUAUCAGAGUACUGUUAUCCUGAAUCAAAUGUUUCAUGUGUAAAAAUUUCUCAUAAUGUGGCAACUAAAACUGUUUUAUAUUUAAUACUGGUGUUUGCAAUGGUCAUUACAGUUGUUGGAAAUGCUGUGGUCAUUAUAUCCAUAGCUCAUUUCAAACAACUUCACACACCUACAAAUAUUUUGGUGAUGUCUCUGGCUCUGGUGGAUCUACUUUUGGGACUCACAGUCAUGCCUUUCAGCAUGGUCAGGACUGUGAGUGGCUGCUGGUACUUUGGAGAAGAAUUCUGCUAUUGGCAUUCUACUUUUGAUUUUCUCUUCACUGGUGCAUCAAUCUUUCACCUGAUAUCUAUUGCCACAGAUCGAUAUCAAGCUGUGUGCUAUCCCCUUCAGUACUCUGAAAGAAUAACUCUACCUGUUGCAGGUUUUAUGGCAGCUCUGAGUUGGAUUUUGGCUACAGUGUAUGCUUUCUGUACUGUUGGUACAAAAGCAAAUGAAGCAAACUUAGAAGAUUAUAUUGAAUCUAUAGAUUGUUUUGGAAGUUGUUUAUUUUUGGUUAAUGUAGUGUGUGCUUCUAUAAGUACAUUUCUUUUUUUCAUUUUACCACUCUGUAUCAUGGUUGGCUUGUAUGCACAAAUAUUCUGGGUUUCAGAAAAGCAUGCAAAAAAAAUGGAGAUCAUGAAAAUAUCAAUGCAAAGCAAGGUGAAACAUGAGAAAAAAGCAGCAAAAACUCUUGGCAUUGUUGUGGGUGCAUUUAAUUUAUGCUGGAUGCCAUAUUUCAUCAUUUCUGUAGUUGACCCUCUUUCAAACUUUUCCAUUCCUUCAAUCAUUUAUGAACUGUUUAACUGGUUGGGUUACAUUAAUUCUGCCUUCAACCCUAUCAUAUAUGGCCUUUUCUAUCCAUGGUUCAGAAAAACACUUUAUCUCAUUGUGACACUAAAGAUAUUUGCUUCGAACUCCUCUGACAUUAAAGUAUAUGCAGCUUAA